Molecule: messenger RNA, 690 nt
Organism: Klebsormidium nitens
Lineage: Eukaryota; Viridiplantae; Streptophyta; Klebsormidiophyceae; Klebsormidiales; Klebsormidiaceae
Source: the annotation of a GenBank genome assembly
AUGCCUUUGUUGUUCUCUGUUCAGGUCGACAAGAACACCGCUGCAUUUGCGCGGGCUCAGGGGCAUGAGGACGCUGCCACUGCUGCAGAUGACGAAACCAAUCUAGACGAGAGCACUGCUGUAGUUGCACCACGCGAGGAGAGAUGUGCAGAUCAGGGGGAGCAGGGGGUCGAUCGCCUGUCGUCGCAGGCUGCGGUAUCAGAGGAUGCGAUGAAGAUAGACGAGAGCACUGCUGUGACAAUGCGAGGCGAGGAGAGUUGUGCAGAUCACGGCGAGCAGAGAGGCGAUCACCCCACGCCGCAUGCUGAGAGGUCAGAGGGUGCACGAGAGCAGCAAUCGGAGGCCGCCCCCAUUACCGAGGCCGCCACACCGCACUUAAUGGCGUCGAACGAGGCUCCGGUGGCGAUGGAAGUGCAGCAGGAAGGGAGGGGUCUCAAGCGGCGUCGGUCGUUCGAUGGGGGCCAGAAGGCUCUCGCCCUGCGCUACAAAGCAUGCGGGUAUCCGGUAUUCUCCGCAUCGAUCUCCUGGGACGCCGCCAAGAACAAGAAGGUGCUCAGGAUGCCCGAUCGAUGGCAGCGCUGCGACCUGCGAAACUGCCUGGCCUCUUUCUUCGACCCCAUGGAGCCUGCCAUCCUGAUCAACACCACCACGUGCGACCUCGUAGCCCUCGACGCGGACGUCUGGACAUGA